This is a messenger RNA of Anolis sagrei ordinatus, 2486 nucleotides long. RefSeq names its product centromere protein K (gene CENPK). Gene Ontology annotation, cellular component: nucleus. The record is from RefSeq and is a predicted model, not a curated record. Gene Ontology annotation, biological process: kinetochore assembly; mitotic sister chromatid segregation. Lineage: Eukaryota; Metazoa; Chordata; Lepidosauria; Squamata; Anolidae.
CUCUUCCUUGGAGAUCCCACAUUCGCCAUGUUGCUCUUGCGUCACAUUCCGGCGACGCCGCGCCGGGAACUGAGGGCAGCGAAGCCUGGCGCGAGGGACUUCGCCGGCAGCCAAUCAGGGCUCAGGCAGCGCUGCUUUGAAAACAAAGGGCGGGAAGCGGCCCAGGGAGGAAGAGUCGUCCCAGGAAAGGAAAAGGAAAAGGGAAGGAAGGCAGGCCGCCAUGGCUGAAACAUUUGCAGAGAACAAUCAAAAUAUGUCUCCAACAAUCGCCAGCCCCUUAAGAAGUUCAGAUGACCCCAAAGAACAACUCUUAGAAGAAUGUGAAGAAAUAUGGAGACUAAUGGAAGAGUGUCAGAAUAAAUUAGCACUUCAAGAAACAGAAACUCUUCCAGGUUCAGAUCCCAAGCUUCCAUUGUUAAUGAAACGUUUAAAGGCUCAAACGGCAGAAUUUAACCAAUGGCAAAAGAAAAAACCGGAAGUGAUUACUACAAAUCCAGAGGUUCUGGUCGCCUUAGGAAGAGACCAGUUGCAGAAAUUAGAUCAGGAACUUGAGAUGGUGUUAUCAACAGUUCAGGCAAGGAAUAAAAAACUGAAGCAAGACUUGCUAAGGGAACAACAGUGGCUGGAAGAACAGCAACAAUUAAUAGACUGUCUCAAUCAAACUGAGGAAAAACUCAACAAUGAAGUUGUCAACUUUUCUGAGAAAAGAGCAUUUCAAGAAUUGAAAACUAAAAUGCUGACAGUACAUGCUUUUAAGAAAGAGAUCUGGACGGCCUUGCAAGAGUUCCUUGAAGAACAUUUCCCUUGCCCCGAGAAAUGUGAAACUACAAGAAAGAAGCGACGUUCAUCCGAAGAGCCAGAGGUAGACCGAAUAACAUUACAUGAAAUUUUAGAGAAUCUUAUAGCAAAACAUGUAAAAGUACCUCAUGAUCCAUAUAUAACAAUCAAUGCUUCGUUUUGGGAACCUUAUAUUGAACUUCUUCUGCGAUCUGGGAUUGCAUUAAGACAUCCAGAAGAUUCUGCCCGAAUACGGCUAGAAAACUUCAACAAUUAGUAACAUGUAUUAAGAUUAAGCCAUCACCUACUCAGUACAAUAAAAUGAACAAUAAGGGGUAUAAAGAUAUUUUUUGCCUUAGAAAAUAUUUGUUAAUGAUUUGUAUCUUUCAUGCUAGUUCUUAACACUUUCUGUAAAGUAUAAACUACAAAAUGCAUGUUAGUGGGAGAUUGUAAAAAGUGCUUCUAAUGUUAUUUUAAAAAUAAUUAUUAAUAAAUAAUGCUUGUAUUAUAAAAGCUGUUCAGAUUGUUAUAGUAAGAUCAGUUCAGAUUAAAUGACAAUUUUAAGUUUCUUUGUCUGUAGUUUUCCAAACAAUUUUGCUACCAUGAACUCUCUGAUUAUAUCACCAGCAUAAAAGUAAACAAUAUGUCUUCCUGGGAUUAUAUGAUGAGAAAGAAAUAGAAUAUUUGCUUCAAAGUCAUUAAGACGUUGUGUUGACACAUACCUGGAAAGGAGAGACAAAGGAAACUGAGACAAGGGUUGAGGAUAUUUACCAUCAUUCUGUCUCACGUGAGCCCUGCUGAUUGGUAAGCCUUGUUAAUUGCCAUAUAAUUAGAAAUAGGCCCUUUUGAACAUUUCAGAAACACAAUUACAAUACCUGUGGUUUUAGUUACUUGUGUUAAAGAAAAGGUUAUCUAGGCAUUUUCUGUGUCAAGUGUGAUUCUGUAGUACGGCUUCCACCUGAAGUUGUUCAUGUUAAUAGCGUUCACUAUUAUCCAGUUUUGUGUUUCUACAUUACAUCCAGGAAAGUAUCCUCAUGGAUAAUGGUGGUCAUGCUGUGUUGUAGAUAAUGCCACUUAUUUCUAUAAGAAAGAGGUAUUUUUAAAAAAAAAUCACAGAAAAUUUCCAUCCUGUUCUCAGAUCAAUUAAAUUCCAAAUUCUUCAGUACAGUAAAUAAUAUCUAACACUAGCAUCAACUAGGUAGUUUUUCAGGGAGAAAGUUGGCAUUGUCAAAGGCCUUGUAGAAAGAAUGGGCAACUGCCAGAGUUUGAAAGCACAUUGGUCCCAAGGGAAGCCUGUUUUACAAAAAAAAAAAAAAAGGCCCAAAAUUCUCCUGUAUGCUUACAAAGAGUCAUGAGGGCAAUUUUGAUAGUCUCAGUCAACUCAGUUUUGAUUGUAGAUGACGUCUCCUAUGGGCUAUAUUAUUUGCUGAGCUCUGUUAUUUGUGUUAUGUUAGAAAUGUUGGAACUGUAGUAUUAUGUACCCAGGGCCAAAAACCAGAAGUUAUAGUUACUAACAGUGCCAGAUCCUGAGAAUAUCCUUAUAAACAAUAAACAAGCUCUUGAAACAUUCAGUGCUGGUCACAUAGACCUCAGAUAAGAAUUACUACAUGUGCAUUAGAUAUUGUUCAUGUACACUUUAUCUGUAUUCCUCUGAAAUUCUAUAAAAUACUGAUGCUUGGAAUAAACUUUAUCUGUCUUGAACAGUGCAA